GCGCCGGCGGAAAUUACACGCGUAAGCGGACAUAUCCGCCUGGCGAUGGGUUCAAGGCCCGGCAAGAUAAUUUGCAUUAUCUUGCGGUUGUAGAAAGUUGUAGCGAACACUUGUGGCAUCUCGGGCCAGUCCGUCGUGGUCGCCGAUUCCGCGUGGGACACGUGUCCACGAAGAAAAAUAUUCGUAACACGUGGGCGCUCGAGGGCCCCCCCAUGACUACUUCGGCUGGCGCCCAUCGCGCAGCACAUUAAAGUGUGCUACAGACACCUUGGCCAACCAUGCUCAACGGAAGCAGCAAGUCACGCGAGACGCUCAAGGAGUUUCUCCGGAAGCGGGUCGAGUCGCACCCAGGCAUCUCCAUCCAGAAGCUGACUGGCCACCUGUCACAGCUUCCCGCCGAGAUUCGCAUGAAGUAUGGUGGCAAUGUUGAUUCUAUUCGCAGGGUGCUCGAACAGUUCCCCGAUAUCUUCAUAAUCCGCAACCACGAUCAGGUGCACGUCUCGACUUCGAAGGCUUCCAGCAAACAGGCAGGAACGUCGUCGUCUGCUGGGGGUAGUGACGACGAAACCACCACGUUAACGGGUGCGAAAGGAAAAGUGUAUCGGCUGUUCAAGACUUAUGGUUUCAUUUCCGUGCAGCAUCCAAUUAGCACAAGCGUCUACUUCAGCCUGCGCUCGUUUGAAAAUGGACAGCAUUCGAGUUUACUUUCGUCUGGCCUCCAGCUCGGUGAUGGUGUUGUUCUUGAUGCCGAGGUGGGUCCCAAUGACUGUGAGGCAAAGUUUCGCGCUAGCCGAGUAUCGCGUAUUAAGGGUGGAAGCGCAGCUUCGCCGUCCGAUUCGUCGUCAUCACCAGCACCACAGGCUACAGUGUUUACACCGCUUGUGAACAGAAUUGGUGCCAUAGAGACCCUGAAAGAUGAGUUUGGUUUUAUCAAAUUGGAAAAGGAACAGGAAUGUGCAUUUUUUCACGCGGCCGAAAUAGAAAGGUAUCUUGGGACAGCUGUGCCCGCACUGCCAGAAGUUCUGGCUGUUGGGGACAAAAUUCGUUUCGAUGCCGACCUCAACAAAAACACGACCGCGAGGGCCAAGUGGGUGGUGACGACCAUACACAACAUACAAAAUGUGCCUCCGUGCAAUUCUGGAAGUGAGACUGAAGGCAGUGAAAUCGCUCCAGGCACCAUCAUCAAGCGAGACGGACUGAUACAAAUGGUCAAACCCGAAUUUGGUUUCAUCAAGUUUGGUACUAACUACCGAGACCGUGCCUUCUUUCAUCUUAACAACGUAGUGAUGCCUCCGCGUGACACCAUCAAGAGCCUGCCCGAUGUGUUUGCCAUCAAUGACCGAGUGCAUUUUGAAGCCAAGCCGAGCCAGAAACCUUCCGAGAAGGUCAAGUGGCAAGCGACAACAGUUUGGCUGAGUGAGUUUGGGCCUAAGGAAGAUGUCCUCGAUUCCACUGAUGAAAGCGGUAAUGAGGUCUUCCUCUCAGAUGAUGAGUCGGACAUCAUGGACCUGAUACAGGAGCGACUGGCUGCCGACACUGACAGUGAGACGGAGGAUGAAAUUUUAGGUGCUGGCUCGAGGCUACCUUGUGCUUCUUCACACACAAUAGUUGACGGGCUGAAGCAGUACUUACAGGGUCCCGUUAGCCCUGAUCUGUUGCCAAUGUCAAAGGACCCCAAACAUUUGUUCGAUGACUUUCACAAGGAUGACGGCUUUAGCCAGGUCCCCCAGGCAGUUGAGCCAUCCAUCGUCAUCUUUCGAGGUGCUACUGGUUUUGUGAUAAGUGUCACUGACUAUAGUGCUACUGUCGAGGUCCAAGACCAAGCAUGUUCCGUGGAGUCGAUGAAGGUGGAGUUCCUCAGUAGUGUUUUUUACCGUGAUGGGGUGCUGUGUACAAAGGGACUGUGCCAAGUGCUUGGCAAAGGAGAUGCGGUGGCGCUGGAUUUCAUGGUGGGAAGCAACGGACCGCACGAAGAGGUGCGGUGUGACCUGGUGUGGCAAGGGUUGCGGCCCGAGGGUGUCAUUCAGAUGAGUGCGGAGGAGUUCUCUCGUCGGCUGAAGAUCAAGGUCCUCCCCAUUCGUCACCGUGGGCCCUUGUUUGACGACUUUCAGCGGGAAUUGCAGGAGGCGGGCCACCACGUAUCGGCGCACCCAAGUGUAUCGGACAUCAACUCACGCCGGCGAAGAAGUCACCACAGUCCGCCAUCUUUUGCACCGACGUCCAGCGAAGCAUCGCCGUCAUCACCAUCGGGGAGCAUUCACGGGGACCAUGCUAUGCCUAAUGGCAUCUGUGUUGGAAAUCCUCUGGCAACCAGCGCACUCUUUUCCAACGACAUAAGCGAAAGUGUGCUUCGUCGUGUUGCCAGAAUCAUGGCAGAAGAACUUCAUGCGCUGCAGCAACAGGACCGGUUGGCGAAGGGUGCGGUUCGGGACGUGGGCACGCAGACUUCAGAACGAAGUGUUCGUUGAGUUCCGUGAGAAGACUCUAACACGAGAAGGACUUUAAAACAAGAUGACAACGGUGCUCUCCCGAGUGCUUGACGAGCGUGGACAUUACUGUCGUCACAUUGUGCCUUGAAAAGGGGGAAAAGGAUUUUUGUAGUUGCCAUGGUUAGUUGUGCCUUGGGGGAAUUUUGUGGUGUGACAUAGAAACAGGAGGAACCUGGUUCCAUGGGCCUGCUUCCUUUUCUUUUUCUUCUGUUUCACUCCUGAUGUAGUUAUCCCGGUCAUGCCCUUUUUUUUUUUUUUGCCUGCUAACAAUUCUACGAGAGCUAGUACUCUGUCACUGAUAAGAUCGUUGUUUUUGAAUGAUUGGCUGCCUUCAGUGUUGGAGCUGCAACUGUUCAUGAAACCGCUAAAAUUAGUGUGUUCCACGUGAAGUUGCACGGUUUGAUGUGGACGUGCAUGUUGUUUUCGAGUGUGCAUGGAGGGUUAGAGGGAGUGGGGCAGUUUUCAAGAUAGACAGCCCUUGCGGUUUCAAUCGUGUGCAAGCAGUGAAUCAUAUAAUUAGAGUGUUUCCUGUGAAGUAGUUCUCUGCUCUGUACUAAAAGCAUGUGUUACUCAAUAAUCACCGUCGGGGUAAUUGCAAAUGAAUUCUUCAUCAAAUGCGUGAACUUAAUUGCAGCUUUUUUGGCUGCUGUGUCAACAGAGAUGAGGAUAUUGUCCGCGGGAUUUGCUAGCAUCGUGAUUGGAACUGCACAUAAGCUGUUAAUGGGAGGCGGCAAAUUAUGGACAGCACAGUGCACAUGAAGUUGGGCAGAGAAGCACAUAGCUUGCGAUAUUAAUUGCUUUUUUUUUUUUUCAUUGCAGAUAAAUUCUUUAUCAAAUGAAUGAAAUAAGUGUAUGUCAUAAAGGGUAUUAGGGUUUGAGGUCGUGUCAGGCAGCUUAAGGGUGUAGUUUACUUUAUUGGCUGCUUUGGCAUUUCAAGUAAAUGACUGUAGGAGUUAGAGGAAUGAAUACAUUUUACAUGAACUAUUUCUGCGCCGAACAUGCACAAGGUUGUAUUUCAAGAUACUGGCUGUCCUUGGUGUCAAAAUUUAGAUAAAUGGGAAAGAUGAAGUAGGAAAAAGGAUGAAAUCGGAAAAAAUUAAUCAGCAUAUUUCAGUGUGAUGUAGAUAGGCGAAUAUGUCACAAGUUCGUCAGCUCUCGGUGCUUUCGUUUAUAAAUAUACUGUUAAUAAGACGAGUGAAAUGUUCGCUGCAGUUUGCAGUGAAAAUUUGCUCUCUUAUGUGCACAUGAACCCGCAGUGACAAUAUUGGUUUCCAUUCAUGAUGGAAUUGCAAGCAGGUAAAAUCGGUAUCAAUAAUAUGUAUAAGCGUAUCUUAUGUGAAGUAAUACUGUGCUAAAUGUAACCGAGCACGUAGUUUACAGUAGUACCUGUCAUCUGUAUAGCAGUAAUAGUGAGUCACUUAUGGAAUUAUUAAAAUUUGGCUGCUAAUGGUGUAAUAGAACGCAAGUUUCUAAGGGUUCUAUGGUCACUGUCCUUUCUGCCCAGCCUUUUGUCUAACACUGUUUGCAGCCUGCAUCAAACUAAUUAACUCAACAAUGCGUUUUGAGCGUUCGACGAAAUUACUCGGUAUAUUUAAUUUCCUGUAAAGUUAUAAUCUGCUGAACAGUAUUAAGCACGUAGUUGACAAAAUAGUGGCUGCUAUCUGUGUGGUAAAAUUACUAAUGAACUGCCUAUGCAAUUAUUAAAAUUGGCCUGCAAAUGAUGUUCGAGAACGUGCAAGUUUUAAAAGGUUCUUUGUUGUCCGGUCUGUUCCCUUGCAUCAUUUGCACUUUCUGCCAAACUUGAUAGCUCAGCAGUUCAUUUUGACGAAAUUAGUUGGCAUUACUCAGCAUAUUUCUUUUUCUUUUGUUGUGAAGUCAUACUCUGCUGAACAAUAGUGAGCGCAUAGUUUUUGAUGCUGGCUAUCACCAGUGAUGAAGUUGCAAGCUUACCGUGAAUGAAUUGAGUGACGUUGAUCGACGUGGAAGCAGGCGUGCGUGGAACCAUGUUCCAUCCUGUUCAUCCUUUUUUUUUUUGGUACUCACUUGUAGAUUUUAUUCGUGAUAGCAGUCUAGCUGGCAGGCGGUCAGGCCUUUGGUGUGCUUGUUAAACACACUCCAUGGCAAUGCUCCCCACUCCGUGUGCCAAAACGGGAAUCGAUGAGGAGGGAAUUGACAGUUUUGCAGGCCAGAAUGUUGAGUCGUAAUUCCCAAAUGUGCUUUCACACAACGCCAAGAUUUUAUUGUUUUUGUUUCCUUUUUCUACAAGGGGUGUUGUUAUAGGCUUGCGACGUAUAUGGAUUUUUUUGCUCUACAUUAAUUUCAGAUUUGUACAGACUUCUACAUUGUACAACUUUUGUUGUCGUCUUUUUUUUCCAGAAUGAAUUUCCAAAGUGCUCAAGAUUGUAAGGUUCCAAUGUCUGCAUGUUUUUUUUUUAAGCGUUGACAUGUGUUGUCUUAUAUGACAUUUGAACUGUUGUGUGUUAAAUAAAGAUGAAACCUUCAUGUCGCCA
Molecule: messenger RNA, 4999 nt
Organism: Dermacentor silvarum
Lineage: Eukaryota; Metazoa; Arthropoda; Arachnida; Ixodida; Ixodidae
Exons: 5
Coding region: 279-2468 (729 amino acids)
Source: RefSeq, a predicted model, not a curated record